Racocetra fulgida is the source of this 837-nucleotide messenger RNA. The record is from the annotation of a GenBank genome assembly. Lineage: Eukaryota; Fungi; Glomeromycota; Glomeromycetes; Diversisporales; Gigasporaceae.
AUGGAAACCUCAACAACUAGUAAUCCAAAUACUUCGAAUUAUCCUCGAAUUGUGAUCGGUCUUAGUCGCGGUCAGGAAAAGCCCAAUGUUUCUUUGGUGACCGCUGAAGCGCGUGAAUUAGGCUACGAUUUUGUCAUUCUUCCUAUCACAUUUCCUAGUUAUAGGCGUUUCUUGUUUGAACAGCUUAUAGGCAGUGUUGAUGUAAAUGAAAAAAAAAUUAUGGAAGAAUGGAGAAAAGGUCAUCCAUUUUGCAGAGAAGAUUUAGUAGUGAAAAAUGCAGGUAAGUUGGUUAAUACUCUUAAAAAGAUUCCUUUGGUCCUUGAAGAUGAGAUGUUGGGAUUGAAAGAAACAGAAACAUGGAUGCGAUGGAACAAAUUUAGAGCCCUUUGUGAAAAUCACUAUAAACCUAAUUUUAUCAUUGACUGCACGACUGAUGUUCCUAAUCAUGCAAGCGGCGGACUUUCUGCAUAUCAGGAAUAUUUGCAUUAUUUAAAUCGCACAAUGCCUGAGUUGACCCAAGUUGAACAAUUCGCCUUAGAAGCGGCCGAGAAAGCACGAAAACGGGUUAAGGUAUAUGCUAUUGAAAAGAAUCCUAGUGCUUUUGUCAUGUAUGUUGCUGGUGGUAUAUCAAUACCUGCUUCUUACACGGCUUUUAUUUCACCAAUUUCAUCAUCAAAACUUUAUAAUGAGGUUGCGGCAUACAAAGAUCUGGCUCACUUUGAGACUCCAUAUGUUGUUAUGUUUCAAUCUGCUUCUGAGUUGGCCAAACCAUGUCAGGUUUGGCGUUUUGAUCAUCCAAAUGGGAAUAUUUCGGUUGACGAAAAUGGUUGGUCAUAA